AUGCAGGAUGGAGAGCAGAUUCGACAGGAUGGCUUCCUCCAAGGCUAUUCCUCCCUGGUGUGGGGCGUGAUUGCUCUUCAGGCGGUGGGAGGCCUGGUUGUGGCCGCGGUGCUCAAGUACGCCGACAACAUCCUCAAGUGCUUCGGCAACGCGAUGUCCAUUGUAAUCAGUUGCCUGAUGUCUGCGGCGUUGCUGCAGGAGUUUGAGCCCGACAUCCUCUUCGUGCUGGGCACGCUUCUCGUGCUCGUGGCGACGACGCUGUACAGCCUGGGCGUGCCAGCGGAGCUGAAGAGGCUUCUCAUCAAGGAGUGCGCGAAGGUCGAGGAUGGCGCCAAAGUGUAA
Molecule: messenger RNA, 342 nt
Organism: Symbiodinium natans
Lineage: Eukaryota; Dinophyceae; Suessiales; Symbiodiniaceae
Source: the annotation of a GenBank genome assembly